UCUCUCUCUCUCUCUCAUACCCAAAACCUCAAAACAACACCAGAACCAAAAACAGAGGAGAAAAAGAAACCAGAGAGAGAGUGAUGGGGGAUACUUAUGAUCAUUAUUACAAAAAUGCCACUUGUUCUUCUUCACCUUCUGCUUCAGUUUCUCCAGCUGCUGCUGCUCCUGCUGCUCCUGCUCAGCCUCCUUCGACGUCCGACGAAAUCUCCCUUUUUCUGCAGCAGAUUUUGCUCCGUUCGUCUAGUUCUCUGGCCUCGGUGGUGGCCCACACGGGCAAGGCCCCGCAGUUUUUGUUUUCAUCGUCUCCGUCCAUUGCUGCUCUGCCUGAUCAUCUCAGCCGUCCGUGCCACUCUAUGUUCUUAGGGGACGGGAUCACGGCCGUUGAUUCUUCCGCCGCCCUUUUGCAGGCGGGGAAUCCCAAUGUGUCUUCCUCUUCGUUCGGAGCGAGUGAGAAUGAGACGGACGAGUAUGAUUGUGAAAGCGAGGAGGGUCUUGAAGCAUUGGUGGAAGAGGCGGCAGGGAAGCCAGGGUGUGGUCGAAGUUCUUCAAAGAGAAGCAGAGCUGCAGAAGUUCAUAAUAUGUCUGAAAAGAGGAGGAGGAGUAGGAUUAAUGAGAAAAUGAAGGCAUUGCAAAAUCUUAUCCCAAAUUCUAAUAAGACAGAUAAGGCUUCAAUGCUUGAUGAAGCCAUUGAGUACCUCAAGCAGCUUCAGCUCCAAGUGCAGAUGUUAUCAAUGAGAAAUGGCAUGAGUCUGCAUCCUAUGUGCCUACCUGGAGUGCUGCAACCUGUCCAACUCUCCCAGAUGAGAAUGGACCUUGGUGAAGAAAAUAGGCCUCUGCAUUUGGACAUGACAGGCACACUGCUUAUGAACCAGGAAUCUCCAACACAAAAUUUGUUCCAUUUCUCCAACCAAUGCACCGAUGCAAACCAGUCAUAUGUACCAGACAUGUCAAAUGUAGUCAAUUCAGAAACCUCAUUUGAGUUGGAAUCGUCAAUGCAGGCUCACUUGGGACCCUUUCAACUGCCAAACUCAUCCAAGGAAAUCUGUAGGGAGGACAUGUUGCAGCAUCAACAAAUUAAUGUAAAUCAUUCGGAGACGAAUCCUUUAGAAUUUGAAUUGGGAGCAACAGCUAGAGUUUCACUUUCCUCUAACACACAAGUAUCUGAUCCGAAAGGCAGUAGUUCUCUGGGAGCAUGUAUCAAAGGAAGAAACCGGCAGGAAGGUCUACUUUUAAAGGCUAUGAAACAAAAUUUUCAUAUAGAUAGGAAGAAGAAGGGUUGCAAAUGAUAACAUCAAGACUGAAAGAAGGCACAUAUGAUGCAUGUUAAGCUUGGCUACUCUUAACAUUUUGGAUUUGGUGUAGCCACAACUUGUAACAGCUUUUGUAAUUCUCCAAAUUGAUUAGAGCCUCAAUUGCGUGCUCGAAUCACAGGCAUGCCACAAAGCUAACCUGCAAUUGAUGAGUUUUCUCUUCAAUGCUUUGGCAAGGCUUGUUACUUAAUUGGUAGAAGUAGUACAAGGUAGGGAUGAGACAUGUAUGUAAACUCUAUCUUUCCCUUUAUUUUGUGAAUCUUUUUUAUUUGGAAAUUAUCUCCUCAUAUGAAUUAUAUGAAAGUCUUGUUUAUAAAUUAUGACAUCAAGCCUUGUCAAAGCUA
Messenger RNA from Prunus avium (sweet cherry), 1657 nucleotides. It is a transcript of the gene ALC, whose product is annotated as basic helix-loop-helix (bHLH) DNA-binding superfamily protein. The record is from RefSeq and is a predicted model, not a curated record. Gene Ontology annotation, molecular function: protein dimerization activity. NCBI's taxonomy places the organism in Eukaryota, Viridiplantae, Streptophyta, Magnoliopsida, Rosales, Rosaceae. Gene Ontology annotation, cellular component: nucleus.